UCUGAAUUCCAAGGGAGUUUGAACGCAGCACAAAUAAAGGAACUGUUUUUUAACAGUGACGAAACAAAACAACAACAAGACAACGGCUUACAGACUGGCUCUCAUCUUUAGCUUCUUUCGGCUCUUUAACAGCAGCAGCAGCAGCAUCCUGUGGCUCCCCGCAGAGGACAGCGGGUGUUUGUAGGACACAGGGCCCGCCGAGGGAGGGUCCUGGCCUGGGCACGGAUCCCGAAGAGGCCCCGGGGCCGCCGCUGGAUGGAGUCGGGCUGCAUGCACACAGCAAUGGCUAUGGGUCUGACAUCGAAAAAGGCGUCUGCUCGGAGCGUCGGUGUGGAGCGAAAAAACCUCAUCACGGUUUGCAGAUUCUCUGUAAAGACUCUCCUAGAAAAGUACACAGCAGAGCCCAUAGAUGACUCAUCCGAGGAGUUUAUUAACUUUGCCGCGAUUUUGGAGCACAUCCUCAGCCACCGCUUCAAAGGUAACACUGCAGGUUCAGGAAGCUGGUUCAGCUCAGAUGGACAGCGCAGUUUCUGGGAAUACAUCCGGCUGGCGUGCAGCAAGGUGCAGAACAACUGCAUUGCCAGCAUCGAAAACAUAGAGAACAUCAGCACAUCACGAGCAAAGGGACGCGCAUGGAUUCGAGUGGCGCUGAUGGAGAAACGUCUGUCUGAAUAUGUGUCCACUGCUCUGAGGGACACAAGAACAACCAGGAGGUUCUAUGAUGAUGGAGCCAUUAUGCUGAGAGAGGAAGCUCAAGUCCUGACUGGCAUGCUGAUUGGACUGAGUGCCAUUGACUUCAGUUUUUGCUUGAAGGGGGAAACUCUGGAUGGGAAAUCCUCCGCUGUGAUUGACUUCACGCCCUACCUGAAGUUCACUCAGAGCUACGACUACCUGAGUGACGAGGAUGACCGUCGCAGCGUGGACAGCAGUAACAGCGAGGAGAGUGUCCCCGAGCAUCCCUACAUCCCUCUGGUGACCGACGAGGAGAGCUGGAGCAACAAGUGUCGCAAGAUGGAGCAGAGGUUUAAGAUCGUCUACGCCCAGAAGGGUUACCUGGAGGAGCUGGUGCGCCUGCGGGAAUCCCAGCUGAAGAACGUGGAGACGGAGAACAAGCGCCUGAGAUCCAAGGUGGAGGAGCUGACAGUCCAGAGCCAGCAGGAGAAGAAGGAGCUAGAGGCCGUCGUGCUGGAGCUGCAGGCACAACUCUCUGCCCUCAUGCCGUGUGAUUCCUCCCAUCUGGCUAAAGAUCUCUCCAUCCCGCUGGUCAACCAGUGGUCCACCAUCACAAACAACCUGGGUGAUGUCAAACUUUUCCGCAGGAGGAGUUUCCACAGUUUGGAGCAACUUUCUGCUGAUGUCAGUCUGAACUCUGACUCCCAGAGGGCUGAUGGGAGACAGAACGGAGACGCUGCCUGGACUUCAGGAGGAAAAGACACCACUCCCUCCAUGCUGGGUCUGUGUGGCUCUCUGGCCUCUUUACCGAGCUCCAGGUCGCUGGCCAGCCUCAAGUCCAGCGAGUGUUUGGUCAACAUCAGCACUGACCCCAGCCCUGCGCUCACUCCCAGCUAAGAGCUCCAGACCAACAGAGAUUUAACCCCCAGCCUGUCUGCCUGCCUGGUGAUGCUGCGUUGACCACGAACCCGACCAAAACCCCUGCUCCCAAGAAUCCACCAAGACCAUCAACAGCUCCACGAGAAGUCGUGACACCAUCUCUGGAUUUUUGUACACAUGAGAGUGACGUCAUCUUGAAGCUGAAAGGAUCCAUCUCUUUUGGUUCUUUCCCUGCUCCUCGCCUUAUCUGCUCGACUCUUCUCUCACAACCACUUUGUACUAUCUGUGAAAUCCUCUGUAAACUCCUGUCAGACCUUGAUUUCCUCAAAUAGUUUUCCCAUCUUGCUCCUUAUUUAAUCAGUAUUCUUCCCCCAUGGCAUCAUCUGUGUGUUUGUGCUUCAACUUUCUUGUCCAAAUGUAACCAAAACAGCACUUGCAGCUCUUUGGAUGCAGCCACUUGCAAAGAGAGAUCAUUUUAAGAGAUGCAGAUUAUCCGUAUAAAGACUGUCCUCACAGUGACGUAGCACUGAGACGUAUGUUUUAUGGGCGUGACUGAAUUGUAUCUGGGGUCUGCCACCCCUGAACGUGCAUAUCAUUCCUGCUUCAAACACUGUUUUAAAUCUGUGCAGCUAUUUAUUGAAUCUAUCAAAUCUUAAUCAACCGCAUACGUUCAUUUAUCUGAUUUUUAUCCAAUACAGCAGUAUGUUCUUUCUACACGUAUACAUUGAGUUAUUUCUGUUUGUUUUGUGUUGCAAUAAACUGCCUUUUUUUCCAUUA
Molecule: messenger RNA, 2328 nt
Organism: Sebastes umbrosus (honeycomb rockfish)
Lineage: Eukaryota; Metazoa; Chordata; Actinopteri; Perciformes; Sebastidae
Gene: rundc3aa
Product: RUN domain containing 3Aa
Exons: 12
Coding region: 256-1569 (437 amino acids)
Cellular component (GO): cytosol
Source: RefSeq, a predicted model, not a curated record